This is a messenger RNA of Paramuricea clavata, 1029 nucleotides long. NCBI's taxonomy places the organism in Eukaryota, Metazoa, Cnidaria, Anthozoa, Malacalcyonacea, Plexauridae. The record is from the annotation of a GenBank genome assembly.
AUGUUUACUAACGGUUCAAAUAAUACUUUACCUGCCGAGACUACCUCAUCGCCAGAAGACAAGUCAUCGCGAGGUUGGUUUGCGCUUUUCUUAACGCUUGUUGCGUUAUUUGGUCAUACUUUAGUCUUCUUGGCAUUUUACCGAGAACGGAAGCUACGAACUUUGCAAAAUAUUGUUAUUAUUAAUCUUAGUGUUGCUGAUUUUCUCUUCAGCGCAAUUGUCCCCUCAACGCAUGUUGUGCGUCUUCUUCGAAGGGAAGAAACUUUAAGUGAAACGCCUUGCUACGUUACUGGUGUUGCAAGUAUGCUACUCUGCCUUGCAUCGAUUAAUACCUUAACGUUUAUCAGUAUUGAAAGAUUUAUGGCGACUAAUUAUCCAAUAAAACACAGACGUUACUUUGAUUUAAAAUUAGUAAAAGUUGCCUUAGCCAUCAUUUGGUGUUGGAGUGCAAUACUUAGUGCUUUCCCUUUCCUUACCACUAAGUAUGUUUUCCUCAAGAGAUUUUUCCACUGUUCUCCUGAUUGGGCUAAAAAUUUAGCAACUACGUUGACACUAGUUAUUCUUGGUAUUGGUAUACCAUUGGUUAUUUUGAUUUAUUGUAACUUCCAUAUUGUUUACGCUUUGCGCCAGAGCAGACAAAUUCAUACAAAUAAUACAAACCGGGACAUUUCCAACGCGCGGUAUAAAAGAGAACGGCAAAUGUCGGUGUUGACAUUUGCCGUAGUCGUAACGUUCGCUAUAUGUUGGGCACCCUACAGUGCAGCCAUGUUAUGCUUGGCCCGCGGAAAUUGUGGAUUUUCCGAGGAUUUCAUGUUCUUAGCAUUAAUACUAAGCAUUUUAAACAGUAGUUGCAAUCCUCUAAUCUAUGGACUACUCAAUAGGAAUUUCCGCAAUGGUUUCAAGAAUAUUAUAACAUGCCGACGGGCCGAAACGUCACCUGCCAAUAUGUUAACAAUGGCUGCUACACAGAAUUGUUUUACGGAUUUUAAAAUGACAAAACGACGAACAAUUUACAACGACAAUAUCUAG